AUGGCCAGCGGCAAUGAGAACGGGUUGAUGCGGAUAUUCUGGCCGCUUGACUUUCCGCGCCGCAGCGAGCCGGGGGUGCUGGUGGGAUGGCGCAACUCAGAACAUGAUGUGUUUGUCGUGGACGUGCUAAAUGGCGUCGAUAGCAGACGAAUUGGCCGCGACCUCACCUCGACGAAUCUCUACCGCAAGUCCCCUCACUCCGCCACCCGUCUCUUUGAGCUCUGCGGUCAGAGCGCCCUUCAUGUCCUCGGAAAUGUCAACGAGCCUGCAGCAUCAGCGCAGAAAUUCGGCCCAUCGCAUAUUUACGCCUAUACGCAAAAGUCUAGCCGCUACCCGCGCAUUCACUGCCCGCCGUCCAGCGGCAUCGCAAUCCAAGUGAUCUUGUUCGAGCGCCCUCAUCCGCACCGUAUGCAGUACCUCUCUCUACGGCCCAUAUCACUGGCGCUCGAAGAUCGCGCUGAGGACAUGGAGGGAGAGGCCGACGAAACGGGGGAGCGGCUGCGCCGCGAGGAACUGGUACAGAAGUUGCGCCUGCACUCAGUGAAGAGACCGCAACCGACAGAGAAGGAGCGGAGUUUGCAGAUGAUUGUGGACCAGGUCAAUUGCUCGCAUGAGAUGCGGGUGCUGCUGAAGGAGAAUAUCAGUCUCUUGAUUGGUAGGAGGAAUAGGAGGGCGCUGAGCGUGAGCGAGAGGGUGGUGGAAGGGGCAACAGGCUUGUGGAAGGGCUUUUUGGAUGCGCUCAUGAGGGCGGUCUGGGUCAUGUGGCCGCUGGUGACGAAUUGUUUUGUUGUGUUGAUUGUGGUAUGGAGGUUGGUCGCAGAGACCAUAUUGAAGGUAUUGGAGUGGAGGCUGAGGCCGGAGCUGGCGGCGCUCAAGGAUAUCUCGGCGACUGCGCAGCAAUUUGAUAUACGUUUGCAGCAGUUCUGCUAUUGGCCCAUACAGUACGUGACGCUCCGACGGCGGAAAAAAGACUGGGAGAGCGUCACCAGUUCGCACCCGGAUUAUAUCCGAUUUUAUAAUAGUCUUUGGCUAGUCGCCAAUGAUGUAAUCAUCGGGAUUGCUUUAGGGUCCUACAUCAUAGAGAACGCCCACAUCGUAGCCCACCAGAUUGAUUCCCAUCUUCAUGCCUACACCGUUGAGGGCAUGAAGGGCAUGAUCUCCUGGCUUAUGAACCUCCCCGGUGGUCUCAAACUCAAUCAAGAGCUCGGAUCCUUCCUCGGCGAUCUGUUCCUCUGGGUAAUUGACUACUGGGCCGACACCAUGACUAGUAUCCGCCCACACCUCCCACGCGUUAUAUACGCCAUCGGCUUCUCAUCCUUUGCUGGCGCUUCCAUGCCCAUAGCCCUAUUCUCCGAUCUACUCUCUAUAUUAACACUGCAUAUAUACUCCUUCUACAUCGCAUCAGCACGUAUCUACAACUGGCAGCUGUCCAUCAUCAUAUCACUAUUCCACCUCUUCCGCGGCAAGAAAAGGAACGUGCUGCGCAACCGAAUUGAUAGCUGCGACUACGAUCUCGACCAGCUACUGAUCGGGACGAUACUCUUCACACUACUGAUAUUCCUGUUGCCAACAGUGCUAGUCUUCUAUCUCACGUUUGCAAGCGCGCGAAUGGCCAUUAUAAUGCUUAAAGCAACGCUAGAAACGCUUCUGGCAUGCCUAAACCACUUCCCGCUCUUCGCACUCAUGCUGCGCGUCAAAGACUCCAAGCGCCUCCCCGGUGGCAUCCGCUUCGAGCUCAAGAACACGCGCGCCAUCGUCGCCGCAUUCGACAAUUCUGAUACUGCCCCGUCCAUAUCCUAUAUCCACCUCAAAUCCACACCCCUCCCCUUCCGCGCAAUGUUCCACCAAUACUUCCAGCUCGGCCAGCGGAUACGGGGACACUACGUCUCCCCGCACGUCAUCCUCUGCCUCAUGACCGGCCAGUCCGUUCCCCCCAUCCACCGCCGAAAUUUAUAUAGCAUGCAGUACAGCAUGUUACCGACGAAGCGGGCUGGGCCAUGGGAGCUGUGGGGCAGGCUGGUGGAGGGGAAGUGA
Molecule: messenger RNA, 2034 nt
Organism: Morchella importuna
Lineage: Eukaryota; Fungi; Ascomycota; Pezizomycetes; Pezizales; Morchellaceae
Exons: 5
Coding region: 1-2034 (677 amino acids)
Biological process (GO): GPI anchor biosynthetic process
Cellular component (GO): membrane; endoplasmic reticulum
Source: RefSeq, a predicted model, not a curated record